Molecule: messenger RNA, 675 nt
Organism: Ostrinia nubilalis (European corn borer)
Lineage: Eukaryota; Metazoa; Arthropoda; Insecta; Lepidoptera; Crambidae
Exons: 3
Coding region: 1-465 (154 amino acids)
Source: RefSeq, a predicted model, not a curated record
AUGCUCUGCCAAGCAUUGUACUUUAUCCUAGUGCUCAGUCUCAGCCCGGUGCUGUCAAGAAACGUCCCGCGCUUCGCCGACUUGGAUGAAGAUGACCAGCACUUGUACCGCGCUGCGUACGACACGCCCUCCUACGACCACGACGAGUAUGAGUACGAGGAAGAUGGCAACAAGCUGGACCUCGUCAAAGACGGACUCUGGGCCAUCAAAGCCAAGAUCAAGGAACUGAAGGCGUUCGACAAAGCACUAGCAGCGAAUAUGCUGGCGACCAAGAUCAAGGUGAAGGAUUUGCUGGAAAAUCAUUUGGGCGAGCUGAAGCAUCAUCAUCACGAUAAGAAGAAGCCAUCGUAUAGCUACCAGGCUCCUUCAUACCACCAGCCUCAAUACCCAGCUCCCCAGUACGGAGGCGCAGGCGCACAGUACCCCGCUCCCCAGUACGGUCACGAUCCUUACUACGGACAUUAGCAUCAACAAACGGUUCCAUGUAUUUGUUUAUUAUUAUUAUUAAAAUAAUGAAUCUCGUUAACUAAAAUUUUUGUUACAAAUAAUUAUUUUCCGGAGCGCUGGACGCAAUUAAUCGUUAAUUCUCAUCCACUUCUUUGUUCAUAAAGAAAACUGUGUUGAAUUAAACAUGACAUAUUUUAUAAAUAAGUAUAGUUCAGAUAUUUUCAAAUA